Messenger RNA from Oikopleura dioica, 5184 nucleotides. The record is from the annotation of a GenBank genome assembly. NCBI's taxonomy places the organism in Eukaryota, Metazoa, Chordata, Appendicularia, Copelata, Oikopleuridae.
AUGGACGCGGCAACGUUUAUUGGAGAUCGGGGAGAAUGCUGGACAAGAGUCGGUCUCAUUCCGUGGAACAGCACCAACACUCAGAACGUCUUCCUCAUCUUCAACUUUCAAAUCAAGACGGGCCUCGGCCCGGUGUUCGAUUGGGCGAAACGAUUCACGGCAACGGAACAAAUGGCGGAAGCUUUGGACGAAUUCACAGUUGUGAAGGUCACCAUCAUCCCAUUGGAGCAAGUUGUGGCAGCUUUGGUGAGACGAAAAGCCAGUUUCAAGAACACCGUGGAACGAUUGGAAGCCUGGGUUGCGUUUCAAUUCCCAGAUUUUGCUUUUGGAAAGAAGUUGAAAUGGCAUCUCCCCCAGUGUGACCGAUUUGCCUCGGCCACCCCACACAUUGGAACAGACAAGAAUCCGUCUCUGGAGAAGGUAGUGAAAUACUUCAGCACCGCCAACACCACUUUCCCGUCGAUCAGAAUGGAAGUUACUGGGGUGGACGAGCCGGAGAUCGAGUCAGACCUGAUGCAGCGCAUUCACAAUGCCCGAAUCGAAGAAGCCCUCACCCUUUUCACCCUCACAGACUCGGAUGGCAAACUCCAGAUGAUUGGACCAGAGGCGCCAAUGGCGGAAGUUGGGAAAAGACCAGUGCCACCAGUUUACUUUCAAGAGGAGAGAGUGGAUGAACUGGUUAGGACUUGGGACGAACAAUUCCUCAAGCCUCGAACGCCAGCGAUGGGCUGCUCGACCCCUACUAUCAACAUUAUCAACACCGCCACUAUUGACGAUUUGGUCAGAAAGGUGUUCCACAAACUCCCCAAGGCCGAAGCUACGCCGGAUCGCCUGCGUGAUAUCGCAGCAGCAGCUCUUAUGGACAAAAUCCCACCACCCUUCACCAAAUACACCUCCAUCAACAAAUUGGCGGAAGUAUUGGAACAUUUGGCGAACAUAGACGAAAAUACAGAAAGGCUGGAGCUGUUGGAGAAAGCCGAGCUCAUUCUGCGCCAUGAAAAGAUCAGCACUAAAACCGACGACCUAUGGCUUGAAUUGGCCAUUUGGGGACGAAAGAUAUUGGAGAAGAUGUGGGAAUGGGUGAAAAAGUUAAGAACCAACCCUUUCCGAAUCCCAGCAGAUAUGGUGUUUUACGAAGUGGCCAAGAAGGUAUCCAGCUUCAACAGCGACGAAGGGAGAAUGCACCUAUCGCUCUUGGGAAACACACUACCACCAUCUCUAGUCGCCACCAGCAAACGUGGUGAAUUCCUGGCAAUAGUGGUGGAUUAUAAGACAGUGAAAGUCCUCCUUCUUCCCAAAUUUGUCCCCAAAGAGAUGGGAAUUUUCGAAAAGGAGUUUGUAAAGGUGGUGGAAUCCCUCAAGGAGCUGGCGUCGGAACACAUCUCGGUGGAUCUUCCCCGACUCAUCCACGGCAUCAAGAACAACUGUGUAUCCUGGAACGAAUGGCGAAAAAUGGUGGACGAAAUAAAGGAAUGGCCGGCGGUGAAAACAUGUGGCUAUUGGGUGUACCGACUGCCGAACCUGAAAUCACCAUUAGCUAUUGGCCUUUCGAAAACAUUGGGGCCAAUUCUGAAGGAUUUGGAUGACCGACGUUUUGGAACGAUCUGUAAAACUUGGGCAGCCCGGUUUGGCCAAGACCCAACUCACACUUAUGAAAGACCUAUGGUUCAAGUGGAGAAACCGUUCUUUCAACCGAUGGAAUGGGAUUUUUUGGUGGAUAAUUGGGAAGAAGCUCCGGUGUUCAAGAAGAGAGUCGACAGUGCCCUCAUGUGUGGCGCACACGGUUGCGUGGAAAUGGACGUGGAUUUUAUGUCCUGCGCAAAAUGCUUCCAGCUCACUUCAGACCUUCUCGUGAAGGAAAAUGACUCCCUUAUGGUGCCAACUUUCAAGGACAACAAGGUGAAGACUUUCGCCAUCGAAAGGACAACGUACAACCAACCGAUGGAUUUGUACAACUCCAAAAUGAGAGCCCAGUUUCUAAGAGACGCACUUGCCCUUCACAACCCAACAAGAAAUUACGACAUCCCCAACAAAGCAAUCGUUGGAGCAGCAAUGAGGAGAUAUGGAAAUGCCACGGAGAUUCGUUGGGGUUCGAGAGAACUGCUCGGAAACGAGAAAUUGGUGAACGCGGUGGAGCUGGUGCUAGCGGAACACGAACACGUAAACGACCCGGAAUUCCUGGAGGCAUGGAAGACAACAAUACCGCUGGAGCUUAUGCCACGAUUGAGCGCAGAGAGAAUGUACAUCCCCACCCCUCAUUUUCGCCCGAUAGUCUCACCUACGGAUCAGGAAAUUGAGGACUCCUCGUCCGAUAGCGCUUCCUCCACCAUGUCCGAACAACGACCUUUGGAAAUUCGGGAGAUCCCUUCGGCUUACACAAACCCAGAAGUAAAACCACCACCGCUAGGAUAUUACGCAAUGGCCUACAAGCAGCGAAAAGGCUUGGUUCUGGUGGUACGUAUGGACGAAUCGAUUGAAAAUACCCGAAUUCUAAAUGGACCGACGGUCAUCAAAAUAGCGAAUGGUCGGGAGAUGGUAUGCAUCGACAAUUCAACCCCACAAGCAGAAUUAUUGGCCCAUGAACGAGCGGCGGUGGAGGAGUUGGGUUUCAAUGUUGGAGAGCUCACUCAAAAGAUGCGAGAGCUAGCGAGUUACCCAUAUCAGGAGGGUAAAAUUCAUGGCUUCCCGGAGUUAACUGUUCUCAACGAGUACGCAGCGCGAUACAAACACGUCUCGUUUGUGGUGCAUGCGGACUCUUUCAUCCUCCACCAGCACAUGAAACUCUACUGGCAACAACUUCGUUUGCAUCGGGCGACAACGGAAGAACAGAAUUUCACCAUCACAACCCUACGCACAGAAAGUGAAGCUCUCCCCCAAUGUUACUUCGUCUCCAAAGCCCAGGCACAUGUCAAAAUCUGGCGACCAAUAAGGAAAUCCCUCACCCAAAAGAUCAUCUGGAACCCUAAACACCACGACCAAGUAAAAGAUCUGGAAUUUUAUGGACAUAUGGUGGCAGCUACGUAUUUCGAACCAGGCCUCGCUGCGGAAAACUUGAUCGGACUCCCGGUCCGAGAUUUGUUCCCCAAAAUCGACAACCAAAAUGCGCGAAUCCGAGAACGAAUUGAAGAUGGGGCGAACAUGUUGGCACUCAUGUUUGAGUUGAACGACAAAGAUCAGCUGGACAGUUUGGUGGUGGGGAAUGGCUCACUGUCGGUGAAAAGCAGCCAAUGGCAGGAGCGUUUCCAUUUCUCUGCAAAACAGAGAGAAAGAAUGAGAAACCACCAAGAAAAGAACAUCCGUCGCCUGCAGCUAGAAGGUUUGGGGAUGAUGCGAAACCAUUUUCCAGAGGUGUUCAACUCUGCGAAGAUGACUGAAUGGCUGGAGAAGAAGCUGAAGCCGGACAUCCGAUUUCACUCCCCUCAAAUUAUGGAAGGUAUCCGAAAGGGCUUCCUGGAAAGCCUACACAUCCUCCAAACUACCCAGAAUGAAAAGAACCGUCGGGUAGAGACAGCUUUGGAGAAAGUGUUCACGGACAGAAAAGGAGAACCUGCGGAGACCAACAACCCAAAUCGCCGACUCCCAAUAGUCAACUGGAUGGACGCCAACACAACUGGAGGUUUGGGGGUCUUGCGGAAAAUGGAGGAGAAGAAAUAUCGUAUCUCAACCUUAUUCCUUCAAGAAAAUAUCAAAGAAGGCCGACCAUAUGAAGAGGCGGCGAAAAGGGCCAAAAGGAGACGAGAAGUUUUGGAGAAAGAAAUGCGCCAGCUAAACGUGCACGAUCUUCAGGAUUCACUGGAUAAUGAGGAGAUCAAGGUUCCCAAGCCGCUCAAACCCGACAGCUCAGAGUAUAAGAAGUUCAGCUUUACCAUCCCGGUAGAUAAGCGAACAGAAGAAGAUUGGAGACGAUUGGAAAGGGAACAAGAAAAGGAGACAGAAGAAGCGCUCAAGAAAGCUGCGGAAAGAGCGGAGGAAUCAGACUCCUCCUGCACUGAUACUGAACCCACCACCUUCUUUUUUGUUCCAGAUGAAAAUGUGCAGGAUUGGGGAGAACUUAUGUGUGCUGAUGAGAAGUCGGGAAGUUCGGCAACAGCUUCAGAAAACACAACGAUCACGGUGAUCAAUAAACAACCGGAAGUACAGCCAAUACAGCCGGAGGAAGUGAAAUCACCAGAGUCGGGAGAAACGGGGGAUGAGACAAUCACCACACCUUCAAGACCGGCUUUAGCCUCAAACGAAGUGGAAGCCGAAGCGGAAGAGGAAGACUCGGGCAUCCAAACAGCGCCUAAAAUCGACCCAACACAACCUCAGGGCAGAACGACUCCGAUGUUUGACCAGAUUGUGGAAAAUGUGGUGGAAGCUGAUGAGGACACGGACGUCCGUGUCCACUACAGUUCUGAUCUUCAGGGAACCCUUGAAUAUUGGAACAAAAAGGCUGAACAACCGGAAACAUCGGGCGACCACCCUCAAACAUCACACCAAGGACAAGCAACAGAAACAGCAGACCCAACCGAUCCUGAAGAAAAGAAGCGAGCGGAAGCAGCUGAAGAAGCUUUGGUGGCACAAGUGCAACAACUAGGGGUAAAUCCAGACGAACUGAACAGCCGUGAAAAGGCAGUGGCGGAUUGGUUGCUAAAUGGCCUUAAAAUCGUCCCAUCAAAACAAAACCAACAAUUGAAAUUCCAACGAGGAAUGGAGAAUAGGGUGAAAGUCAGCCUGGAGCUGGAAGUCGUGCCUGAAGAAGUCAUGGGCGCAGAAUCACUGGUAGCUUUACCACCCGUUAAAGAACCGGUCGCGCAAGCACAGAUUGCCCGAAGGCUGCUCCCAGAAUUUGGAAUUAAUUCCCCCCAACAAACAGUAGCGCGAAGCCAAAUUGUGGUGGAUCUCACGGCUCAAGAAAUUCGCAAGGUGCACCGAAUGGCGUUAUUCAUCUCUGAUGUCGCGGUCACCGGGAGAAAUAUGGAAUUUGUGGAAGAAGAGGCGCAGGAAUUGUGCGCGAUCCUUCACCAAAAACCUCUGGCAGUCACCCAAACAAUUGCAAAUUUUGCAAAAGAAGACUCCGCCUUGCGAUGCGAUAUUAUUCGUAGGGAACUGGCAAAAGCGGUGAAAAAACUGCGAAUUCAGGGAGGCAUCCGGCUUUGGGCGAUGGAUUUUCUACCACUGGAAGAAGAAGCAGAGAUGAAAUAG